AUGACACCCCAACAGUUGAUUGAAUUCGCUUGGGGACUUGCUAAUAGCAGGAAAACAUUCUUGUGGAUCAUUAUACCUGAUUUGGUUACCGGUGACUCGACAAUUCUUCCACCAGAUUUUGUGAAUGAGACUAAAGAAAGGGGUCUAUUGGUUAGUUGGUGUCCUCAAGAACAAGUCCUGAGUCACCCAUCAGUUGGAGGGUUCUUGACACACUGUGGAUGGAAUUCAACUCUUGAAAGUCUUUGCAUAUGUUGUGUUGGCCUUUUUUUUUUUCCAGAGCAACUGACAAACUGUUGGCUCUGUUGCAAAGAGUGGGUUAUAGGGAUGGAGAUAAACAGUGAUGUGAAAAGAGAGGAGGUUGAGAGCUUAGUUAGAGAGUUGAUGGGUGGAGGAGAGAAAGGGAAGGAGAUGAAGAGAAAGGUCAUGGAGUGGAAGAAUUUGGGUGAAGAGGCAACAGCUUGUUCUGUUGGGUCAUCUUACUUGAAUUUUGAUAAAUUGGUCAGAUCUGUGCUCAUGUCCACUGGUUCAAGUGAAAGUAGUUGUGUGUGCCAAUUUUCCAUCUUACAAGCAAUUUCUGAAAUAAGUUUUUCACUGUUUGGAAUAAUGAUGUGCAAGUAUUUCAAUGCCAGGGGUUUUGGGGAAGGACUAGUAGUUUGA
Molecule: messenger RNA, 657 nt
Organism: Camellia sinensis
Lineage: Eukaryota; Viridiplantae; Streptophyta; Magnoliopsida; Ericales; Theaceae
Source: RefSeq, a predicted model, not a curated record